UAGUCACCGCGACGCCGGUCUUUGCUUCUUCGGAACCUCCCUCGGUCGCUCUCCGCCGGAAGAAAAGAAACAACAUCGCUGCGCUGUAAAACCCGUACUCCGCAUUUAGUACACGUACUUAUCCCGGCUCGGACUCCACGUGAACAGCUGGUAGAUUAUAGACCUACAUAAUUUUGCAAGUAUACUUCGGCAACGAUUAGUAAUUUUGUACUUUAUAAAUUUUACUUUAGAAGUAUGCAAAUUUUUAGCCUUAUCGAAUCAACAUCGUCUGCUUCAAACGUAGUCACCUCUUACGUUUACUGCUUUUAGGUUAUAAAAGGAGCUGUGAUUAGUUAGCAUUAAUUGGAUGAUAUUGUUUUUACUGCGGUUUUAUUCAGCCGCUUAUUUAUACAUUACUUAAGUUUCAGUGAUAUUUAUUUUUAAUCUAUUUACAUUGUUAUCUAAAGAGUUAUUUAUCGACGUUUUAAGAGAGUUGUCGGCGUUUCCGUCGGAAGAUGGUUUCCAUGAAUAAUCCUCAGUAUUUCAAUAUGUCUGAGAUAGAUGAACGAUACUACCAGAAUGAUUUUUCAAAAAAUGACUUGUUUCAACGUUUGAAUGCUGUAUUAGAUAAUUCAGUUGAUACUGGAACUAAUUCUCUGAACAGAAAAACAAAUCAAGAUGCAUCAGUUGUUGAUAUGUUAGGUCUUGCAUCCAGAUCACACUUUUCUGGUUCCAACUCAAAUAUGCUAGGUUUAUCAGGCAUCAAUCUUCCCAAUGGAAAUUUAGCAAAUAUCAUGUAUAAUGCAGGUUCUGUUGGCUAUUCUGCACAGACAAAUCCAUUGAAAGCUUUUAAUUUAGGAUCCAUUUCAAAGCCUUAUGAAAUUAAUCCUAUAAGUAAACUACUAUCCCAAAAUUGGUCACCUGGUGGUAGGCCAGUGGAUAAUGGGAUGCAAAGUGGCAUGAGGGCAAUAAGAGCAGCCUCACCGCAAUUACCCUUCACAUCGGAGCCCUCUACACUUGAGCAGGCUCUGUUUGUAGGAUGUGAAGGCCUUCGUGAAAACAGGAGUUCUUCACCAACAGAGUCUGAUACUAGUGGCAUUAGCAGUGUAUCUGAACUGAGUAGUCUUUCUGAUUUAAUGAAUAACUUAAAUAUAGGAACUACUGUUGGCUCUGCUGUUCCAUCUGCAUCUCCAUUAAACUGCAAUACUAAUUGUCGCUCUGAUGUUGACAUGCCCAUUAUAUCCUCUCCAUUUUUUGUUGAUAAAAGAUGGUCUGCUAAUUCAGUUUUGAAUGCUAAUUAUGGUGAUUUAGAUUCUAUAGAAAGAGCUGCAAGAUUAUACAGAAAUGCUGCUGCUUUCUGUGAAGCAAAUUGUACUUGGAGUGGACACUUACCUCCAAAAGCUCAUAAAAACCCUACAUAUUCAUGCAAAGUGUUUCUAGGUGGUGUACCUUGGGAUAUCACUGAAGCUGGUCUAGUGGAAGCCUUUGCACCUUAUGGACCCAUCAAAAUUUUAUGGCCUGGAAAAGAUAGUCGCAGUGCGUCGUAUCCCCCUAAAGCUGGCUAUGUGUACAUAAUUUUUGAAGCUGAAAAACAUGUGAAAGCCCUGCUUCAAGCUUGUACUCAUGAUUACAGCAAUGGUGGAAAUUGGUAUUUUAAAAUAUCAUCAAGAAGAAUGAGAUCAAAAGAGGUUCAAGUGAUACCUUGGUCAAUAAGUGAUAGCAAUUUUGUACUCAGUCCUUCUCAAAGACUAGAUCCUAGCAAAACCGUUUUUGUGGGGGCCCUUCAUGGCAUGCUAAAUGCUGAAGGUUUAGCACUUAUCAUGAAUGAUUUGUUUGGAGGUGUUGUCUAUGCUGGAAUAGAUACAGACAAGCACAAAUAUCCCAUUGGUUCUGGAAGAGUGACAUUCAACAACCAUAAGAGCUAUAUGAAAGCAGUUACUGCAGCUUUCAUUGAUAUCAAAACUCCUAGAUUUAAUAAGAAAGUGCAAUGUGAUCCUUACUUAGAAGAUGCCAUAUGUUCAAGUUGUCAGAUUCAACAAGGGCCAAUAUUCUGUAGGGAUUCAGCUUGCUUUCGUUAUUUCUGCCGUAGUUGCUGGCAGUGGCAGCAUUCUGUUGAUACUUACAGAAGCCAUAAGCCUCUUAUGCGUAACAAGACAAACCGUUAAGUGUUCGGCAAACAUAGACUAUGCACAUGCAUUAGCUUGGAAGCACCUGCCAGUAAUUUCUCUCUGCCCUCUUUAGUUUUCAAUGUGUUUCCAUUGAAAAUCUGUUUUUAUUCUUCUGGCAGGCUUUAUCAUUUGCUGUUUUACAAAAAAAACUUUUUUAUUGUUGGUAUAAUGUUCCAAAACUAAUACUUGAUCAGACGACUUCAGGAGAAGUCUUUUAUUUAAAUAUUUUUGUUGUACAAAGUUCCUUCUAAUGCCAGAAUUAUGUUUAAAAAAAUGUUGAUGACGUGAUAUUUUAUGUUAAAACUGUGACGAGAAGUCACUCAAUAUUUCUUACAGCUUUUUAGUUUUUAUAAUGAAGAGCUUGUUUAAUGGGAUAGUUAUUUUGGGGGUUACCAAAGAUUAUAUUAAAUUGUUUUUCGUUUUUGUAUGGUACCUUUUUGGCUGUGCGGGCUUUCGAUAUUAUGCAUCGUUAGUAUUUGAAAUAUCUUUACUAGUGGAACAAUAGUAUUUAUCCUUGGAUUUUAAUAAUUAUCAAAGCCUUUCUAAACCUCUUUAAAAAAAAAAAGCAUUUAUCUGUAUGUAGCUUGAAAAUUUUAACUGGAACACACUCAAUCUGUGCUGUAUUUUUCUGCACCAAACUCUAUAUGCCGAUGUUUUAUGCCUACUAGUCUUACUUUUCUAUAUCAAUACAUAUUCAUUUAAUAUUUUUUAACAUUGCAUAUUUUUAUUUAAUCAUAAGUGUUCUUAAUGGGAGGUAUCGUUGAACGUGAUGUGCCUCUUUUGUUUAAUUUUUUAUGCACUUAUUUUUUCUUUGUAAGUGUGAAGGUUUGAAACUGUUUCAUACGUUCUUAACUUCAUCAAAAAGCAUCUUGCUUUUGAUUUUUAGCAAGGAAGUCUGUUUAAUUAAUCAAUAUUUGUUUCUUAUCUUAAAUGGAUAGUCAAUGUUCUUAACUAGAAAAACAAAAUUAUUCUGAACUUUAGCAUCUUCCAUGUCCAUGUGCCUACUUGCCAUAGAUGUUAAGGCUAGUCAUUAAAAAAAAAAAAAAAAAANAUAAAAAAAAAAAAAAAAAGUUCCUUGUGUAUAGCUAGCCGGAAACAAAAUGGCCUUUCUCAGAUUUUAUCGAUUGCCUUUAAAUCACUUGAUGUUUAAAUGUGUGUGUGGCAACACCAUAGUCAAUGUUGUGAUCAUUUGUUAUACCAUUACUAACAAUAUGCGAUGGCUAUGGUUGUGUGCUCGGAUUCAACUAACCUAUGUGUAUGAAGAUUUAAUUUUUAAAAUGUAGUGUUUUUAAUUUUUGAAGGCACAGCAGCUUCUGUGUGCAAUACGGGUACUGUGCAUUCCAUGACCCUCUUCC
Messenger RNA from Parasteatoda tepidariorum (common house spider), 3502 nucleotides. RefSeq names its product polyadenylation element binding protein orb (gene orb). The record is from RefSeq and is a predicted model, not a curated record. Gene Ontology annotation, cellular component: neuron projection; cytoplasm; nucleus. Gene Ontology annotation, biological process: negative regulation of cytoplasmic translation. Gene Ontology annotation, molecular function: ribosome binding; translation factor activity, RNA binding; mRNA 3'-UTR binding. Lineage: Eukaryota; Metazoa; Arthropoda; Arachnida; Araneae; Theridiidae.